Messenger RNA from Panicum virgatum (switchgrass), 338 nucleotides. RefSeq lists its product as uncharacterized. The record is from RefSeq and is a predicted model, not a curated record. Bases 12 to 338 code for a protein of 108 amino acids. The transcript has 2 exons. NCBI's taxonomy places the organism in Eukaryota, Viridiplantae, Streptophyta, Magnoliopsida, Poales, Poaceae.
GCUAUAUAUCCAUGGUGAAACUACUUCUGGGUUUUCUGCUUGUCCUUGCUGUUGCAGGGACAACGUUGGCCGGGGGCUGCGACGGGGACCGGGAGGACAUGAUCCGGGAGUGCAAGAAGUACGAGAUGUUCCUGGCGGAGCCCAAGAUCCCGCCGUCGGCAGCGUGCUGCGCUGUGUGGCAGAAGGCGGACAUCCCGUGCCUCUGCAAAAGGGUCACCAAGGAGGUAGAGAAGGUGUGGUGCAUGGAGAAGGUCCUCUACGUCUCCAACUACUGCAAGAGGCCCUUCAAGCCUGGCUACAAGUGCGGGAGUUUUACGGUUCCUCCACUUGGCCAAUAA